Messenger RNA from Eurytemora carolleeae, 663 nucleotides. RefSeq lists its product as uncharacterized. Bases 160 to 648 code for a protein of 162 amino acids. The transcript is spliced from 4 exons. NCBI's taxonomy places the organism in Eukaryota, Metazoa, Arthropoda, Copepoda, Calanoida, Temoridae. The record is from RefSeq and is a predicted model, not a curated record.
GGGUUCAGACCGGUUCCUCUUCAGUCCCAGCCAGUAGCAGGAAACCUGGGUUCAGGGUGGGAGCAGGAAUCCCUGCAUUGGCAACUGCAUUGAGGAUGGAGAUGGAAAAAGCUGAAAACUGAACCAGUGUUUGUAACCCGACAACUGUAAGCAGCCAUCAUGGGGUUUAAAUCUAUCUGGAGGUCGCUGAAGAUGGGUUCCCAACAGUCGAACCUUACUCGAGUCCCGUCCGUGAGUAUAAAGGACGAACCCCUGGAGUGUGUGAUCAAGGAACAGAAACGGGACGAACAUCUUAAAAAUCUUGGCAUGAAGCGAAACAAAUCGAUCCGUAAAUCAAUCGCGAAAAAGUUGCGACGGAAACGCGACGAACCGGACGGAAUUCAGUUAGAGAUGGAGAGGAAGGAAACUAUAGAUACACCCAGAGAACCUCUCCGGGAACCUCCCAGACCUGUUCAGGUUGAGACUAGGACUAGUAUUGGCUCUAAGGUUGACGGAGGAACUAGGGUUGAGGUGAUCAAGGUUGUGGAGAAGGAUAAGAAGGAUCUGGUUGGAGAUACUCAGCCUCUACCUGGACAUAUAGAGGCUGAGGUUCCGAGGAAAAUGGAUAAAUUGAGACGGAGCAUAAGGAACCGACCAUAUACAAUAUAGAAUAUAGAAUAUACA